AUGUCUGACCUACCCUAUACUGCACCGCGUCCAACCAUCAAGAACAAAUUGGAUGAUGUUCGAACAGAUUUUCCACGAUACAUUACGGAAUACUUCUUGUCUUUAUUCCCAAUCGUUACAUGGAUUCGUCGUUAUAACUUGACAUGGUUGCUUGGAGACAUCAUUGCUGGGCUUACAGUUGGGGCAGUAGUCAUUCCUCAGGGAAUGGCUUAUGCGAAAGUUGCCGGACUUCCUCCGGAAUAUGGUCUCUACUCAUCGUUUGUCGGUGUAUCCAUCUAUUUAUUCUUUGCCACAUCAAAGGAUAUUACAAUUGGACCAACUGCUGUGAUGUCUCUAGUUCUAGGUCAGGCAAUUGCUAGCAUCGGCACUGCGAACUAUAGUGCUUCAGAGAUUGCAUCGGCGUUCGCUCUCAUAUCUGGUGUCUUUGCGCUCGCCCUUGGUUUAGCACGACUUGGCAUUAUCGUAAAAUUAAUUUCUGCUCCCGUUAUUGCUGGGUUCUGUACUGGUUCUGCGAUUACCAUAAGCAUUGGACAGAUCGCACCUUUAUUCGGUAUAACCGGUAUUGACAAUAAGAAGCAAGCAUUCCUUGUACUCGGAAGAACUCUUGGUGCCCUGAAGCGUACGAAAAUAGAUGUCGUCAUCGGCGUACUUACGCUCUUAUAUCUUUAUGCGUUGAAAUUUGGGACUGCCCACCUAUCCAAGAAAUUUCCGAGACGCAAGCGAUUCUUAUUUUUCGUGAACAUUUUGAGAAACUUCACUGCUGUCUUCAUCGCCACGAUUAUUUCCUGGCUCAUAAAUAAGAAUAAAAAGACCCCUGCAUUUGCUAUCUUGAAGACGGUGCCGUCUGGGUUCAAUCAUAUGGGAGUACCCACAAUGACUUCCGAACUCUUCUCCGAGAUCGCUGACCAUCUUCCAAUAGUUACUCUCAUUCUACUCUUGGAACAUGUUGCCAUUGCCAAAAGUUUUGGUCGUAUAAAUGACUACAAGAUAAAUCCAAGUCAAGAAUUUAUCGCCAUCGGAGUCACAAACGUUCUUGGUUCAUUUUUCGGUGCUUACCCGGCCACCGGUUCCUUCUCACGCACAGCAAUCAAAUCCGCGUCUGGUGUGCGCACGCCACUUGCAGGCAUCUUUUCUGGUAUCUUAGUCGUCCUCGCCUUGUAUGCCUUGACUCCCGCCUUUUAUUACAUCCCAAGCGCGGGACUCUCUGCUGUCAUUGUACAUGCCGUGCUUGACUUGAUAUCAUCGCCAACUUACGUAAAGCAUAUAUAUACUAUUCAAUUUUGGGACUUUUUCGUUUUCGUUUGCAGUGUUGUUUUUACAUUUUUCUUCACCAUCGAGAUUGGUAUCUAUGUAUCUUCUGGGUUGUCACUUCUUAUCCUCAUGUUACGUGUUGCUCGUCCUCGAAUCGAUGAACUCGGUCGUCUUGUUCUUGGCAAAUCGGCGGAUGGUGUAUCACCCCGCUAUGUUUAUGUUCCUCUCGACCAUCCAUCGUUCACAACAACCACACCACCACCAGAAGGCGUUCUUAUAGUUCGAUUGGAUGAAUCGCUUGUAUAUACAAAUGCCAACAAUAUUGAUGACGAAAUUGUUGAACUCGCUAAGAAACGUACUCGUAAAUUCCAGAAGUAUGCCGAGAAGGCUGGUGAUAGACCUUGGAAUGAUGCAGGGGGAAAGGACGAUGCAGAAAAUGUCAAGAAACCUCGAUUAAAGGCUCUCGUGUUUGACUUCUCUGCCGUGAGUGUCAUUGACUCAACUGGCGUACAAAGUUUGAUAGAUAUAAGGAAGGAACUCAACAAGUAUUCAGCUCACAAUGUCGAGUAUCACUUUGCUAAUAUCUUGGAUGAGCAGAUACAGAGUGCUCUCGUAACUGCCGGAUUUGACAAACAAUCUGACGAAGACAUGGAUGACACAACAGGUGCUGAAAUUGGUCUGACUCCCGAGCCCAGAGUGGAUGAAGAGAACCAGAUUUCUCAGACUGAAAAGUCUACGACAACAAAUACAACGGGAAAGAGAUUCUUCCAUUUGUCUUUAGAGGAAGCCAUUCAAGCUGCUGCUGACGGUUGGGAAUGA
This is a messenger RNA of Paraglomus brasilianum, 2070 nucleotides long. The record is from the annotation of a GenBank genome assembly. NCBI's taxonomy places the organism in Eukaryota, Fungi, Glomeromycota, Glomeromycetes, Paraglomerales, Paraglomeraceae.